AUGAAGACCCUUCACCUCUUCAACAGGCCUGCAGAAGAAACUGCAGCCAACUUCACUGAUUGCAAUCAAAAUUUGAGAUUCAUUGCUGUUUCUGCUACCAUUCCUAACAUUGACGAUAUAGCUGCAUGGCUUGGAAGCAAGGGGAACCCUGCACUUUACUACAAGAUGAGUGAAGAUCAGAGGCCAGUUCCACUGAAGAAAGUUGUUCUGGGUUUCAAUAAAUCGAGCACAACUUCUGCUUUCAAGUUUGAUCUGUUGUUGAACUACAGGAUUCCAAACAUUUUGGAGACAUACUCUGAAAUGAAGCCUACUCUUAUUUUUUGUUCAACUAGAAAAGGCACUGUACAAACUGCUACAACUUUGGUCAAAGAAACAAAAUUUAUCUUUCAAAAUGAACAAAAACAGAAACUGAGACGAAUUUCUAAGUUAUUUUCUCUUAGCUUCCUGGCUGUCCUCGUUUCAACAAGCACUCUUGCUAUGGGUGUCAACCUACCAGCUCAUCUUGUCAUCGUCAAAUCAACAGAGCAUUAUGUCAUGGGAACGUUUCAGGAGUACACAGAGAGUCAAGUCUUGCAGAUGAUUGGCAGAGCAGGUCGGCCACAGUUCGACACGUCGGCAACGGCUGUCAUCAUGACUCAAAACAGCAUGAAGUCCAAGUAUGAAUCACUGCUGAAUGGCACCCAGCUGGUUGAAAGCACGUUGCACCUUCAUCUCAUAGAACACUUGAAUGCCGAAAUCGUCUUGAGAACUAUAACGAAUGUGAUGGUUGCUCACGAGUGGAUUAAAUCAUCUUUCCUCUACAUCAGGAUGAAUAAGAAUCCGAAACAUUAUGACCUCAACUCCACAAGUAAUGGCAGGUUGAUGGCUCGUUAUUGCGUUGCAUUUGACACCAUGAAAAAUUUUUUCACACUCACUGGCUCAGAAAGUUUUGAGCAGCUGUUCAAUGUAUUCUGCAGCAGUGAAGAAUUUAAAGAUAUUACCCUUAGAGUGAAUGAAAGAAGAGUCCUUAAUGAUCUGAACAAGCACAAAAGUAAAAUGACAAUCAGGUUUCCAAUGCCAGAGAAGGUGAAAACGAAUGUAAUGAAAGUCAACUGCUUGCUGCAAACAUUGCUGGGCUGCCUACCUCUCCAUGAUUUUGCACUGCAACAAGACACAAACAAGAUCCUCAGAUCAGCAGGUCGGAUUAGCAGAUGUUUGGUUGAGGUGGUCUGGUGCAAGCCUCACUUCAAUCUUCUACUCAACUCUGUCCUACUUAACAAAUGUAUCAAAACAAAACUUUGGGAAAGUUCAAAAUACGUUUCCAAGCAGAUCAGUGGAAUAGGUCUCGUGAUGGCGACAGCACUUGUCAACUCUGGAGUUACAUCUUUCGAAUCUAUAUUAAACACAAAUCCCAGAAAUUUAGAACUGAUGAUCAACCGACAGCCCCCAUUCGGCAACACCUUACAAGACAUCGUGAAAGCACUUCCAAAGUAUGAUUUCAAAAUAACACAGAACUCAACAAGCAACAGCAACAAAGCAGAGCUAACAGCUCGUGUUACGUUACUGAAUGCUGAACAGUUAAAAACUAAAUCUUCAACAGGCAAUUCACACACUUGCAUCCUGCUAGUAGGGGGUCCAGAUAACGCCAUCUUGUGUAAAGCUAAAAUUAAGGAUUCACAUCUGAUGGAGAUUCCUGGUAACACGUGGACUCAGCAAUUUUCCGUGGUGCAGUCAGCUGAUUCUGGUGAUAUACUAGGUUACUACAUCAGCCAAGACUGGGUUGGCUUUGAUAUUUCUCUCACCUUC
Messenger RNA from Helobdella robusta, 1785 nucleotides. RefSeq lists its product as hypothetical. The record is from RefSeq and is a predicted model, not a curated record. The annotation marks the transcript as partial. The transcript is spliced from 3 exons. NCBI's taxonomy places the organism in Eukaryota, Metazoa, Annelida, Clitellata, Rhynchobdellida, Glossiphoniidae.